This is a messenger RNA of Cladophialophora bantiana CBS 173.52, 738 nucleotides long. RefSeq lists its product as uncharacterized. The record is from RefSeq and is a predicted model, not a curated record. Bases 1 to 738 code for a protein of 245 amino acids. The transcript has 5 exons. Gene Ontology annotation, molecular function: ATP hydrolysis activity; ATP binding. NCBI's taxonomy places the organism in Eukaryota, Fungi, Ascomycota, Eurotiomycetes, Chaetothyriales, Herpotrichiellaceae.
AUGCCAGACCUGGCGGAUGACAAUAAGCAUUGGUGUGUCGCUGAAGUCGCACGCCAUAAAUCGGUCAAAACUCUUAAUCUCGGACAGCAUUAUUACAUGGAGAAGUCGACAAAGGUCAAGAAACCUUCGACUCGGGCCGGACAAGUGGCGACGUUGAGUUCGGCUGAGGCACUCCUGGGAAUCCCGUAUUGCCUUCUAUAUGGCCCAAGGACUGGGAGAGGGAAGAAGCGACCGCUAGUAGGGGUCUUUGCUGGCGCCAGUGGGCACAGGAAACCGAGCUGGCCAGACCACUGGCCAUCUCCUAUCGCUAGAAUUGAAGUUGUCAACUGCACAACUUUCAAGAGCGUAGAUGAGCUCAUUGGUCCCAGGGCACCAUACAAUGGCUCGGCACAUGGCUCCCCGUUGAAUAACUUCCUGGCCAGAAAAGACGGGCAGUCAGGUAUUGUGUUCCUUGAUGAAUUUGAAAAGAUGUCCGCUAACAUUCAUGAUGCCCUCUUGAUUCCCUUUGACAAGGGUAUGGCAUUAUUUUCCUUCGAUGUCGACUGUUCCAGGAUGGUUUGGGUGCUUGCCACCAACGCAAUUGACACCCGGAUCAUAACGUUCUGUGAAGAGCAGAAAGCCAUCCUGUUGACCGACCAUGAUCACGUUGAUCGACCCGUCUUGAUCAAGAAAUUAUCAAGAGUGAUCAAAAAGGAGUUCAAACAACAAGUCAGGGUGAGAGCGGCAUCGCCUUUCUGA